CCUGCCCUCCCAUCCCGUCUGCUGCCUUUCAGCUGAUGAUGCAUGUGGCAGAAUAGGCUUUGGGAGCAUCGCUAUAGCAACCGAAAACAGAAAGGCACUUCAGAGCAAUCUCAAAGAGGAAAUGUGACCUGGGCCAUUGCACAACUACAAGCCCUACAAGACAACCGGAUCACUUAUCAAGGUAAAAGUGAACAGCAGAGGGCCUGUGACCGAGCAUGUCGUGGUUCAGCUGGAACGAGCCGUACAAUCGUAGCCCGCGGCGUGAGCCGUCUGAAGUAGUUGUGGACACCCUGAUGCUGGAACUGAGCUGGCAGAUGAAAGAGGCCGAGAGGCUGCAGCGGGAGCGAGACAAUGAAUACCGCAGGCUGAAGAGCGGCGUGGACUACAGCUGGCUCAUGAGCGCCCCACGCACCUCGUACGACAUCAGCCAAGGAGAGAAACUGGGCCUGGAGGACCUGUGUAGCAAAGUACCACCAGCAUACUGCGGGCCUGCAAUACAAAGGUUUCGGCAGGUGCUGAUGGAGAACGAACCUGAGGUGCAAGAGGUUUCCGGACUCUUCCGUUCUGUGCUUGUGGAAACACUUGAGCGCGUUCAUGAGGAGCAGGAGGCUCAGCGUCUGACCCACCAGGGGAACAACAGACGCUCCAUAAGCCUGUCGCUGAUGAACUUCAAGUCUCGCGUGCGGAUCAACCCUUUCGGCAGCACCUUGGGACUGAAAUCGAGCAGUUACGGCUCAGAGGAAGAUGGCAUGGACGUCAAGACUGUGUGUGAGGAUGUUGAGAAGGGCCUUAGCCUGACAGCGGAGAAAGCGCAGCGCGUGUGGAGCAUGCCAGAGAUCCGGCACAAGGGAAUCAAUGGUAAAGCUUGAGUGUCUGUGAGUGGGAUUCAGCGGGAUCCGGUCCAAGUCAACGACUGACUGAUCUUCCCAGCAUCACCUUCACUUCCAGCGUGUCUAUAUUCCGAGGUCUAAGCAUGGAGGCAAGAGGCAUGUUCAUGUUGGGAAAUAAAACUGAAGUUUUAUAAGCAACGCAUCACAAAUCAAUAAGUCUUACAAGGAUUACAGAUCAUAAACCCAGUUUAUUUUUGAAUUUGUGCUGUAAAUUCCUAAAAUAGAAUAAGAUAUAUUUAUCUGGUCACUCACCAUUAGAUUAAAUUUGUUAGUCUGAAAUGAUACAAAUUUUCCCUUGAAAAAAGUUUUUAUAUGACCUU
Messenger RNA from Rhinichthys klamathensis goyatoka, 1210 nucleotides. It is a transcript of the gene rd3, whose product is annotated as retinal degeneration 3, GUCY2D regulator. Lineage: Eukaryota; Metazoa; Chordata; Actinopteri; Cypriniformes; Leuciscidae. Bases 216 to 869 code for a protein of 217 amino acids. The record is from RefSeq and is a predicted model, not a curated record. The transcript is spliced from 3 exons.